GACCAACUUUGGCGAUCCACACACACGGGCAGACGGCAGUGCACUUUUGACAACACCGCGAACUAUCUCGGUUUAUUUUUCUGGACCCGUAUGUGGCUUUACUCGCUGGUUUGCUAAUAGGCCUAGUCUUGUCUUGAGAAGAGGACAAACAUCGCCAUGGGAGCACCGUGCGCCUCUUUGUUGUCGUGUGCGCCAAUGAAUAGAGUGCCGGGAGAGCCUCUCUGCCAGCUCAGGGAUUCCUGAGCAUGUUGUGGAGGCCGCUAGCCCUUUGCCUCUCUCCUGUCCAAACUCCGCUGUCCGUGCUGUCCACAGAGCUGGGUGGAAAACGUCAAGCUGAGCUUGAAUAGCACAGUGUAUCUCCGUCUGUGUUGGUGUGUGUGUGAUUAUGUGUGUGUGUCUUUAACCUCUGCUCCCCAGCCUUUUAGUUUUGCUUUGUCUUUCUGUCCCACAUUGUCUGUUUCUGCCUCUUUUCGUGUCCGUCUCUCUCUGUCUCUAUCUCUGUGUCUGUCAUUUCUUUCUUUUUUUCUUUCUAUCUCUGCUCUCGCGCUUUGCUGUGUCCACCCCAUCGCCCUGGAUGCUAUGUGGAGCACCAAGGUGCUCCGGGGACUCAGGCACCCCUCUGUGCUCCUCCUCCUCAUUCCCUUCCUGGCAGUAGGACCAGCAGGGACACUGCCGUCCCCCUCCCCCUCCAACUUCUCCUCCUCCGAGGAGGGCGACAGCAAUGUCCACGCUUCCGACAAGCACCCCGAGACCUUCCAGGUGUUCACUGUUGACUAUAGCCACGUGCAGGUGCCCUUUGAGAUCGCACUGUGGAUCAUGCUGGCCUCCUUGGCCAAAUUAGCAUUUCACUGGUCGAGCCGCCUGCCUGCCAUCAUGCCCGAGAGCUGCCUACUCAUCAUGGUGGGUCUCCUUGUUGGAGGGGCUAUCUACGGCGUGCGCAACACUCCGCCCCCGACCCUGAGUGCCGACGUCUUCUUCCUGUUCCUGCUGCCGCCUAUCAUACUCGACGCAGGUUACUUCCUGCCAGGCCGGGUGUUCUUCGAGAACCUGGGCACAAUCAUGCUGUACGCCAUGCCCGGCACGCUGUGGAACACACUGGGCAUCGGCUUCUCGCUGUACGGCCUGUGUCUGGUGGUGCCGGGCGAGGCUCUGAAGGAGCUGUCGCUCUUCCACUGCCUGCAGUUCGGCAGCCUGAUCUCGGCCGUGGACCCCGUGGCCGUGCUGUCCGUCUUCGAGGAGAUGCACGUCAACGAGCAGCUGCACAUCCUGGUGUUUGGGGAGUCGCUGCUCAACGACGCCACUGCUUUGGUGUUGUACCGGCUGUUUGAGUCGUUCCUGCGCAUGCCCACGCUGACGGGCUUUGACGUGCUGCUAGGGGCAUUUGAGGUGCUGGCGGUGGGCACGGGCGGGGUGCUGGUGGGCAUCUUCUUCGGCCUGGUGGCGGCGCUGGUGACGCGCUUCACGGCCCGCGCCCAGGUCAUCGCCCCGCUCUUCGUCUUCCUCUUCAGCUACCUCUGCUACCUCACCUCCGAGAUGCUGCACAUCUCCGGCUUCUUUGCUAUCAUGACGUGUGCGGUGAGCAUGAAGCAGUACGUGGAGGCCAACAUCUCGGAGAAGUCGCACACCACCAUCAAGUACUUCCUGAAGAUGUGGAGCAGCGUGAGCGAGACGCUCAUCUUCAUCUUCCUGGGCGUCUCCACCAUCCAGGACGAGCACAUGUGGAACUGGCCCUUCGUCACCUGCACCCUGCUCCUCUGCCUCCUGUGGCGUGCCAUGGGUGUUCUGAUCCUGACGGCCUGCAUCAACAGGGUGCGGCACAACCACGUAACAUUCAGGGACCAGUUCAUCAUAGCCUACGGUGGCCUGCGGGGAGCAAUCUGCUUUUCACUGGUGUUCCUCAUGGAUGACUUCCCUCUGAAGAAGCUCCUCAUCACCACCACCAUCACAGAGGUCCUCUUCACUGUCUUUGUGCAGGGCAUGACCAUUAAGCCUCUGGUGGAGCUGCUGGAGGUGAGCAAGAAGAGUGAGGAGUGCUCCCUGGGCUUGGAGAUCCACUGCAGGGUCCUUGACCACCUGAUAGCUGGGAUUGAGGAAGUGGUCGGAUACUCUGGUCAACACCACUGGAAAGAAAAGUUUGAUCACUUCAACACCAAGUACCUGCGUAAGAUCCUGGUCCGGCCGGACAAGAGGCCCAAGUCCAGCCUGGUCCGCCUCUACCAGAAACUGGAGCGCCGAGACCAGAGGAGGGAGGAGGAGCGCAAAGACGAGGAGGGAGUGGCGGAAAGCCCUCAGACCCCGAGAGUCCUGCUACCAGAGGAGAUGAACAGCAUCAGAAAGAUCCUCGCCAACAACCUCCACAAUUUCAACAGAAGGUGCUCCACCUUAGAGUACGGCGCCACCUACAGUCGGCACCGGCUGAACCCAGAGUUUCUCAUGGACAGGAACACGACUGUCACGCCCGCGUCACACCACCCCCUCUACAGACCAGUCAGCCUGGCAGACCACAUGCGGCCCACUCUCUCAACACAGUGGGAGCAUGAGUAUGAAGAUAGGGACUCCAAUGGAAGGCGACUAUCUCAAUCACUUACAGGUAUUACAGUAAUAACAUGCAACACGACUGAUGGGGCGCUAUCCAGUCCCAACGGCCCUGCAGAGCUGCACCCUGACACGGGCACAGACGACAGCGCUGCCCCUGGCUCAUCCUCUCAGGACCAGGAGCAGAACUGCAGGAGAUCUACCAGCACCACAAGCAGAGGGCCCAAGAAACUCAGCUUUGUCUUCGAGAAUGAGAAGAACAGGAAGUAAGGCUGGCCCAGAAGAGGAAAAGACUCAACAACAAAAGAAAAGAAAGUAAAACAUAUCAAAAACAGACAAAACAAGACAGGAGGGGGACUUUUGUAUGGCACGAGAGAUUCUAGUGACUGGCAGUGUCUGAGUGAACUUUUCUUCAAAAAUGUGAUGGGAGUUGUGUUCACGUUUGUGUAGUAUGUUGAUGGUGCAUCGGCUUCAGGGUCGUGGACGAAUUCAUUUUUAAAGAACAGUGGGACAUUGGAUUAAAAAAGCUUUCAGAGA
Engraulis encrasicolus (European anchovy) is the source of this 3072-nucleotide messenger RNA. Its product is annotated as sodium/hydrogen exchanger 2-like. Gene Ontology annotation, cellular component: plasma membrane. Gene Ontology annotation, biological process: regulation of intracellular pH; sodium ion import across plasma membrane; proton transmembrane transport. The record is from RefSeq and is a predicted model, not a curated record. Gene Ontology annotation, molecular function: sodium:proton antiporter activity; potassium:proton antiporter activity. NCBI's taxonomy places the organism in Eukaryota, Metazoa, Chordata, Actinopteri, Clupeiformes, Engraulidae. The transcript has 15 exons. The coding region runs from base 580 to 2805 and encodes 741 amino acids.